Messenger RNA from Paramecium octaurelia, 1514 nucleotides. The record is from the annotation of a GenBank genome assembly. Lineage: Eukaryota; Ciliophora; Oligohymenophorea; Peniculida; Parameciidae.
AACAACAAACUCAAAAUGGCAUUAACCAAGGUCGUUCUUCUUUGUAUUCAAAAUAAGAAAUAAUUAACAAUUACUCACGAUUAAAUCUAUAAACACUUCUCCUAAUAUGGUUAGAUCGAAAAAGUAAGCACAAUAUAUAUCCCUAGAUUUUGAUAUUUGAAAAAUCUCAAAUUUGGAAAGUCUUUUUGGAAACCAAAAACAAAGAAACUGCAUAAAACUUAAUAAAGCAAUGCACUAACAACAUUUUGAAUUAAGAUGCUUCCUUAAGAAUGUAAUUGUAUCCCAGCAACCUAGAGAAUGUCACCUUUUCUGAUAUGAAUUCUGCAGGCAAAGGUAAUUUUACUCAUAAACUACCUAUAGAUUAUUCUAAAUCCAAAGAGAAACGUGACUCUUAUAAUUCAACUGACGACGAAUAGACUUCAGUAGGCAGCCAAGGUGAUUAAUAUCCUAAUCUAAAUUCCACCAAAAAUUACCCCUAAAAUGUUUAAUAAUCAAUCUAUUCAUACUAAUAACAUUUACAACAAAGAUUAUAUGAAUAAUAAGUACUCUAAAUGAGACUCCAAACUCAAAGUUUAGAUCUCCAAGUCCCUGAUUAUGUGAAUACUCUAGCUUCAGCAUAAUGGGUUGAAUAGUUUGUGUAAUUGGGAAAAUUACUUCAAACUUAAUACCUACUUCAAUAUCAACUUAUUGAUGGCUAUAUCAAUUAUAUCAAAUAGGAAUCUGUUAAUGCUUUAUAAGAAAUUCAAAAUUAACAACGACAACAAUAAUUAUAAUAAUAGUUGCAAACUCAAAUUACUACUCUUAAUCAAAUCUAUCACAUUGAAUAAUAUGAGAAAUCCAGAGUCAUUGUUGCCAAGUCUUUUGAUGACUCUGUUACUACAAUCGAUAUGCUCUAUAACAUUUUUAGUAUCUAUGGAAACAUAGAUAAAAUGGUAUUUUAGAAAGACAAAUCCACAUUGUUGGUCGAAUACCAUCUCUAAAAAUGUGCUGAUCAAUGUAUUGAGAAGUUGAAUAAUGUUGUAUUCCAAGGCCAAACUCUUUAAGUAAUAUUUCAAUAAUAUCCUAGAUUACCUAUUCAAUUCUGUAAGAAAUAACAUUCUUAGAUGAACUAGAAGAAUUGGGGCUGGUCGAAACGACUUUCUAUGAAGAAAGAUUCAUUGGAUCUGAAGCCACUAAUAGAUAUAAACCAAAAAAUUCAUUUAUUGCUGCUGCACCCAAUGAUACCAUCUUUCUGAUGAAUUUAUCGAAUGAAUUACUCAACAUUGAAAGUCUUCAACCUCUUAUAGAAACUGAUAUCGUUGAAUAUAAGUAAUUUUCAAAUAUAUCUUUAGAUUUUAUGAGGACCCAAAAUAAAAACAUAGUUGUGCCUUAAAAUUCAAAACUGUUGAAGAUGCUAUAUAUUUCUUAGCUAAAAAUCAUGGCAAAGUAAUGGCUGAUAGAAAAAUCUUGAUGACUUUUUCUAAAAAGCCUAUGUGAUUCAAUUUUUAUAUAAUUAUUAAUUUAAACACCUGCUC